UUCGUCUCUAACACCAUUUAAUUAAACCUGCAGCUGCAGACCAAGUGUUUGUAUAUAAACCAGCACCAAAGUUUAAAAGAGAGACUGAAACACAGAGAUGGCAACUCCUACAAGGCGUUGCUUGAUCUUGACAGCUCUAACCAGCAUUCAAAUCCUACUCUCGUGGGGUGGCAUUCAUCAGGCAUCUGCAUGGGAAUGUCAGCCUAUCGACGGCACAUAUAUUUUGAUUGGAUGCUCCGCUAGCCUUGAGAAGGACAAGCCACAGGCUGCACCAACCCCUUUGUGUUGCAAGGCGAUCAGGUUCGCCGGCAUGCAUUGCGUCUGCAAGGCCAUCAGAAAGGAAAUAGAAGAACUUUAUAGCAUGGAGAAGCUGGUUUACGUGGCUGCCUAUUGUGGCGAUCCACUAGACCCUGGAACACAGUGUGGAAGUUAUAAGGUCCGUCCAGGUCCUAAUUAGGAGAAUGCUGCAAAGUCCAAAGUCUAGAGUCCGGAUCACUAAGCAUGAACUCUAUCAUUGCUGAUAUGUGAACCAUUAUGAUAUAUGUUUCUUAAUUUUCAUGGCAAAAUAUGUCCAAAUAAAAGAGAAAUAUAAUGGAUUCAACAUUAAAUGAACAAUUUGAAUAUGGGUGGCAAUUCGUGUUUGUGUGUUG
Molecule: messenger RNA, 650 nt
Organism: Corylus avellana
Lineage: Eukaryota; Viridiplantae; Streptophyta; Magnoliopsida; Fagales; Betulaceae
Source: RefSeq, a predicted model, not a curated record